GGCGAGUUCGCACGCCAACCGCGUCGACCCUCGUCGCCUGAUUCGAGUAAUGGCGGUUCUUUCUCGCGCGAUCGAAAAAUCAGUGCCGGCGAUGAUCCCCUUCCCCCUCCACCCCGCGAAACGACGCUGUGCCACGGUUACGAAAAAUGUCAGGAUUCUUCCGUGUUUUUUCUUAUUCCGAAUUCGGCGCGCGUUCGGCGUGGUCGAAUGUGGCCGUUUUCGAUUCCGAACGGCGCUCCUUCUCUUGCGGGAACGGAUUGCGGACGACGUCGCUCCGGCCUGGGAAUCGGGACACGAUUGAACGGUGUGAAGCCAGAAUCCGGAGUUUCGGAGGUUAUCGCGUAAAGGACAGGAAGUUACUGACCGUGGUUGACGGAAUUAAACUGUCUCGGCGUGACUGCGGCUCUUCAAUCACGCGCUAACGGUCGGUUAUCGUUCGAGGAAGAGGCGAUUAAAUUACGACGCCGCGCUUAUUUCCGCCGGAGAACAUGAUCGGUCCGCUUGCCGAAUGGCUGAUGUCGUGAAUGUUGGGAAAUAUUCAAAAGAUUGAUGCAUCUCAGAUAGCGCCACCGACUUGCCGGAUCGCAGUGCGCGCUUUCAUCGGAGGCCGCCACCUCCACGAUUUUGUGUCCCGCGUAUAUUUCGCGCCAUUCUGAAAUGUCAGUUGUCGGCCUUGAUCGUGAGGAUAGCGCGUAAAGUUGUUGUUGGAUCACCGUGCCGAUUACUGUCAUUAAGGGCCUUUUGUUGUACAAGAAACGUUAAACAUGUCGGAAUCCUCCAGCAAACGUAUAAACCCGGAAGAUACCAUCAGCAUCCUGGUAGCCACUGAUAUUCAUCUUGGCUUCGACUAUAGUAAACAGAGAGGAAGACAUUCUGAUGAUAGUUUCAUAACCUUCGAGGAAAUAUUGAAGCAUGCCAAAGAUAACGAGGUCGAUUGCAUUUUGCUGGGCGGAGAUUUGUUUCACGAUACGAAACCAUCGCAGACCGCGUUGCUCAAAUGCGUGGAAUUGCUGCGAAAAUAUUGCCUGGGUACCAGAGAAUGCACACUGGAAUUUCUGAGCGAUUCCGACUUGGUGUUUCGACACUGUGCGCAAAAGCAUGUGAAUUAUGAAGAUCCCAAUUUGAACGUUUCAAUACCAGUAUUUACCAUUCAUGGAAAUCACGAUGAUCCAAGUUUUGGUACUGUUGGAUCGAUGGAUGUGUUAUCAGCUACUGGACUAGUGAAUUAUUUUGGAAAAUGGACAGAUCUUACUAAUGUAGUUAUACCUCCCAUAAUUCUGAAGAAAAAUGACACUUACAUUGCACUCUAUGGUUUGAGUUAUAUUAAUGACCAAAGAUUAUCUAGAUUGUACAGGGACGACAAGGUGGAAUUACUACGUGCAAAAGAUAUGGAGACCUUCAACAUAUUUGUUUUACAUCAGAAUCGUGUCAAACACGGCGAUCAUGCUUAUAUACCUGAAGGUAAACUACAAAAGUUCCUUGAUCUAAUUAUUUGGGGUCAUGAACAUGAAUGUCGUAUUACUCCUGAGUUCAAUGCAGAAGGUGGAUACCAUAUUUGCCAGCCAGGGAGUUCCAUUGCCACCUCUUUGUGUGAAGGUGAAUCAAAAUCUAAACACGUGGGUCUUCUGAAAGUGAAUAAAAAGGAUUUUAAGAUGAAAAGCCUAAAAUUAAAGAGUACUCGACCAUUCGUUUUUGAUAACAUGAUUCUUCGCGAUCACGACAUCAAAAUAGGAGUCUCAAUAGCAGAAGCCGUAUGUCAGUACGUGGAUCAAUAUAUCGAAAAUAAUCUUAUGCCUAAAGUUGUUAAGCAACUUACAGGAUAUCCUGGUCAACCACUCCAACCUUUAAUUCGACUUAGAAUAUUCUACGAAGAUGACAAUCAAGUAUUUGAUACUCUAAGUUUAUCACGAAAGUAUUGCGAUGAGAUUGCCAAUCCCAUGGAGAUGAUUAUAUUCCGUAAAAUAAAAGGUGUGGAGAAAACAAGACUUGCCAUUAAAGAGGGACUUGAAGAUGUAGAAGAUAUCACAGAAUUAUUUCAAGGAAAUAUAGGGCAGGAUUGGACAAGGACUGUUCCGGGAGGAAUUAAGAAAUAUUUUGACAGGGAAGAGAAUAAAGACAAGUUAACAGUAUUAACCGUGACUUCAUUAAAUGAAGCGUUAAAUCGAUAUGUUGAUCUAGGCGAUAUAGAUGCCUUUAAGAACAUUGUAAGAGAUCAAAUGAAAAGAACUAUUGAUUACGUAAAGAAGCAAAACGCUACGACAGAGAAGGAUAUCCGUAAAGAGAUUAAAAACUUUUGCAACGAAAGACUUUCGGAAGAGCAACAGGAAAAGGACAAUGCUGUACGAAUAUUAAACGACGCAUCAAAGAAUCCAAAAAUUGGUCGACAAGCUCGCGAUGUGGGUGUAAUAAAUGAUAGUGAUGACAACAGUGAUGAUGUUAAUGUAACAACACAGAUUAAAACUAGAGGAAGAGGUAGAGGUUCCAGAGGUGGUAGAGGAUCCAGAGGGGGUCGUGGUCGCGGAAAAACCGAUGAAAGAAAUACCACAAAAACGAGCUCUAGAAACACGAAGUCGAACUCAAGUGCUGAACACUCUGUUAUUAUUGACUCCGAUUCUGACUAGUUACUAAGUAUUUUGCCAACAAAAACUACAAAUACACAUAUAUUAUUUUUACACAUAUAAAUAAAUGUAUAUUUGUACGGAAUAAAAAUGAAAGGAGAGAGA
This is a messenger RNA of Dinoponera quadriceps, 2723 nucleotides long. RefSeq names its product double-strand break repair protein MRE11A (gene mre11). The transcript has 12 exons. Gene Ontology annotation, biological process: double-strand break repair via nonhomologous end joining; mitochondrial double-strand break repair via homologous recombination; mitotic G2 DNA damage checkpoint signaling. Gene Ontology annotation, cellular component: Mre11 complex; nucleus. Lineage: Eukaryota; Metazoa; Arthropoda; Insecta; Hymenoptera; Formicidae. Bases 765 to 2621 code for a protein of 618 amino acids. The record is from RefSeq and is a predicted model, not a curated record. Gene Ontology annotation, molecular function: 3'-5'-DNA exonuclease activity; DNA endonuclease activity; manganese ion binding.